GUCACCAGCCCUCCACCCUCAGGGAGUCCUGACCAGGCUGGGGAGGGGACCGCCGUCAUGGGGGACCCCUUCAUCAGGCACAUCGUCCUCCUGGGCUUUGAGAAGCGUUUUUCUCCAAGUCAGCAUUACGUCUACAUGUUCUUGGUGAAAUGGCAGGACCUCUCAGAGAAGGUGAUCUACCGCCGGUUCACCGAGAUCUACGAGUUCCAUAAACUGCUAAAAGAAAUGUUCCCCAUUGAAUCUGGACAAAUCAGCUCGGAGAACAGAAUCAUCCCCCAUCUCCCAGCGCCUCGAUGGUUCGACGGGCAGCGGACCACAGAGAACCGCCAGGGCACGCUGACCGAAUACUGUAACACCCUGAUGAACCUGCCCACCAAGAUCUCCCGCUGCUCCCACGUCCUCGAGUUCUUCAAAGUAAGGCCCGAUGACCUGAAGCUUCCCUCGGAGAACCAGGCGAAGAAGCCGGAGACCUUCCUGAUGCCCAAAGAUCCCAGGAGCAACGCUUCCGACAUCACCGGCCCCAUCAUCUUGCAGACCUACAGGGCCAUUGCCGACUAUGAGAAGAACUCCAAUACGGAGAUGAUCCUGAAGUCGGGGGAGCUGGUGGAUGUGGUGGAGAAAGGGCAAAGUGGUUGGUGGUUUUGUCAAACCAAGGACAAACGUGGCUGGGUACCAGCUUCUUUCCUGGAGCCUAUAGACAGUCCAGAUGAGUCUGAAGAACAGGAACCCAAUUAUGAAGGAGAACCUUAUGUCACCAUCAAAGCUUAUACUGCAGUGGAGGAGGAUGAGAUGACACUGGAGGAAGGGGAAGCCAUUGAGGUUAUCCACAAACUUCUGGAUGGCUGGUGGGUCAUCAGGAAAGGGGACGUCACCGGCUACUACCCGUCCAUGUACCUGCAGAAGGCUGGGCAGGACAACACGCAAGCCAAGAACCUCAUCAAGAAGCGGGGAGCUCCGCCCCGCAGGUCCUCGAUCCGCAACGCUCAGAGCAUGCACAAGGUGUCCCGAAAGCGCAUCAGCCAAGACUCCUACCGGAGAAACAGCGUGAAAUUCAUUCAGCAGCGGAGAAAGAUGAGGCAGCUCAAUGCUCAGAAGGGGGAUGGCCAGCCCGUCCCGGAGGAGCCCCCGAAGUCGCCCAUGAAGCCGCAGCCCGCCGUGCCCCCGCGGCCCAGCCAGGACCUCAUCCUGAACCGCUGCAGUGAAAGCACCAAGAGGAAGCUCCUGACCUCGGCCUGAGCUCAGCGCCGGCGCGGGGGCGCGCCCGGGACCGGGAGGACUCUGCGCACCGAGCCCCGUUCUCCCCUCCCCCUGCCCCGGGCUGCCCCCCGGGACCUCAUGCCCUCCUCCGUCCUGGUCCCACUUGGGCUUCCUCCCCCUCCAGGAAGCCCUCCCGGACUCCGCGGGCCCGCAGCUCGCUGCCCCCACCGUCCCGUCUGCGCCGCUCCGCACAUGCGCGUGAGACCCCUGGGAAUUGCUCGGAGGCCGGCCGCGCCCCCCGCCUCUGGGCAGCCGGCCCUCCAUACAGCCAGGCUGGUAGGCCCUCGGGCCGCCCGCCACUCCCAGGGCCCCGCCUCUGCUGCCGGCCCAGGGGCACUUGCGCCCGGCCGUGGCCGGGCCUUGGCUUGCGGAAGGCCGGGCUGCGGAGGGGCACUUCCUCCUCGAGCUGCGCUAGCCAGAGAACGCCGGGGGCCUGGGCAGCCGCCCCUCCUUCGCUUCCCUGCCCCUCAGCUUCUGCAGCUCUUCAUCCUCCCUCCAAAGCCCCAGCAUGGAGGCAGAGAGGCUGGCCUCCAAGCGGCCUGGGACUCUGACCUCGAGAGCCUUCUCUGGCGUCUCCAGCCCCUACUGCCCCUGAUCCAUAAAGCCCGGGACCGGGCCAGGCGGCCCCGGGGUCCCUUCUGGCCCUGGACGCUCUCUGUCCAGCCCCGGCUCUCCCGGUGAUGCUCCCAGAGCACAUCCGGCUGCUCGUGUGAGACUUGCUGUGUGUGCAAAUGUUGAGUGUUUGACCGAUGGGCCGUUCACUGGGAGCACGGGAAGGGGGACGGACAUGUGCCCACUCGGAGAGCUGCGGACCUGAGUUCAAAUCCCGGCUCUGUUGCUCUCUCACUUGGGCCGGUCCCCUCAGCCUCCCAGAGACAGGGGGCCGGGAUGGUCUCCGAGGCCCUGGAGCCGACGGCAGUGGGAGGGGCGCGGGUCCCAACUGGUGUUGCCCAAAUCUGCUCAGCCUCCCCCUCCACAAGUCACUGAAGGCCCCUUUGGGGGCCCCAGUCCCUCAGCCCAGUUCCUUGCUCGCUCAGGGUAAGGGUGUGUCGGGGCACUCAGUGGGACUGGCUGAUCUGCUUCCAGGAAGGAAGCUGGCCUGAGUGAGCCCCACAAGGACCUGUCCUUCCUCCAAGAGGAGCCCACCCGCAGUUAGCUUCCUCCUCCACCCCCUGACACGAUUGCUGGGGGUUCCUCCCGGUGACUUUCCUGUCUCAUCUACAAACCGAGUAGCUUGUGCCCCCUGCCUCAGAGAUCUCUUCCAGUUCCCAAGGCCCUGUGACCGAACGGAUUUCUUCCUUUGCCAUAUUAUUACAUGGGGCAGCCGGGGGGUGCAGUAGUUAGAGCCCCCAUCUGGCAUCAGGAUGACCUGAACUCAGCCUCGCUGUGGACUCUGGAUAAAGCAUUUGACCUCUGUUUGCCUCAGUUUCCACAUCUGUCAGAUGGGAGUGAUAAUUAUAGCACCAAUGCUCCCAGGAUUGUAGCGAACAUCAAGUAAGAUAAUUAUAAAGCCCUUAGCACAGUAUCUUUCCAUUGUCUUUAUAAAUGUUUUUAUUAUAAUUAA
Antechinus flavipes (yellow-footed antechinus) is the source of this 2821-nucleotide messenger RNA. RefSeq names its product neutrophil cytosolic factor 1 (gene NCF1). Gene Ontology annotation, cellular component: cytoplasm; NADPH oxidase complex. The transcript is spliced from 11 exons. The record is from RefSeq and is a predicted model, not a curated record. Gene Ontology annotation, biological process: respiratory burst; superoxide anion generation. The coding region runs from base 58 to 1236 and encodes 392 amino acids. NCBI's taxonomy places the organism in Eukaryota, Metazoa, Chordata, Mammalia, Dasyuromorphia, Dasyuridae. Gene Ontology annotation, molecular function: superoxide-generating NADPH oxidase activator activity; protein binding; phosphatidylinositol binding.